This is a messenger RNA of Cyprinus carpio (common carp), 4935 nucleotides long. RefSeq names its product disks large-associated protein 4-like. NCBI's taxonomy places the organism in Eukaryota, Metazoa, Chordata, Actinopteri, Cypriniformes, Cyprinidae. Gene Ontology annotation, cellular component: glutamatergic synapse; postsynaptic specialization. Gene Ontology annotation, molecular function: molecular adaptor activity. Gene Ontology annotation, biological process: signaling. The record is from RefSeq and is a predicted model, not a curated record.
UGAGGAGAGAGUUGAGAGGACGCCCAGCCUUUCCUGCCUCCGUAGACCUCAACCACAGCCCGGCCAGCUCUGUCGCGACUGCCUGGUAUUGGAAAUUUCACCUGCUGGUUUUGGCGCAAAGAAUUAGGAUGACCUACAAAUGGUUUCUGUUUCUCCCUGGUGGGCUCAUGCUCUUGAUCUAGGGUGGGGGGGCAUCGCCCCGUUCUGCCAUGAAAGGCUACACCCCCCAGCGCACCCGCCACCUGUCCAACUGCGAGCCGCCCCGUUCUCCCAGUCACCUGGACCCUCUGUACCCCCUGUCCACAUCCUCCACCCUCUCUCACACCCCAUUUCUUCUACCAGCAGCCAUGGACCAUUACGGAGCCCUGGACCCGCACCACUUCUCCCCAUCGCCCAGCCCUGGAGGCCUUCCGCCCGACUGCCUGAUGCCCCACAACAACCAGCUGUCCUCCAGCAGCACCUUCCCCCGGAUCCACUACAACUCGCACUUCGAUCAGGGCGACUUCGGUCAUGCGGCCGACAGCAUCGGGGGAAUCAGCAGCGGGACGCUGGGGACAUCUAUGUCCAUGGGAAUGGGUCUCGGAGUGGGACGGACCGCCAUGAUCACUAGCGGAUCCGCAACUAUAUCCGGGGCAGGGAAGAUGAACCGGUUGCCACCAAACCUCCUGGACCAGUUCGAGAAACAGCUUCCAGGUCAACAGGAUGGCUUCAGCACGUUACAGUUCCAUCGCAGCACCGCGGUGACGACGACCAAACAGCAACAACAGCAACGGACGGACGUCAGUGGUGGAAUAAUAUGCUUAUUUGUUUACUUCGUGAAACUGUUUGCUAAAUCCCAGUCACUAGAAAACUCCACCAUCAGGGGAAACAUGAACGGCCGCAACAGCAGAUCGUCGAGCAGUGAUGACAAACACCAUCGGAGCAAAAGCAAAGACCGGGCGAAGAGUGAAGCAACGGCCAAAAGGAGGCCUCGAUCCAAUAUGUCUGGAUACUGGAGUUCUGAUGAUUUGGACAGUGAUAUUAGUAACUAUAGGAACCCAAAGGCCAUGAUGACUUUGGGUCGUCAAGCGGUGGGAUCCGGACCAGGGCCGGGCGGACAGGUGGCGUCCAGGUACUUCAUGCAGGGCUACAGCACCAUGAGCGAGCACAUGCUGAAAUCCUCAAAGAGUAACAGUGACGUGAAGCACCAGGGGCUCCCUGCACUCCCAGGACCCGGUGGCAGCGGUGGAGGUGGUGGGGGGGUCGGAGGAGGCCGAGGGCAAAUGUUUGACGGGAACUUUGGUAAAGGGGGACCCUGGUCCACGCUUACGUUAGGACCCACCAGACAGUUGUGCCAGAAGGGCUCGGCCACACUGGAUCGCACCCUGCUGAAGUCCAAAUCUGUCCAGCAGGAUAUGGGCUGCCACUUCCUGCAGGUGCACGGGAGGAUGCCGUCCACCGGCGACUGGACGGGGACUCUGGGCCGAAGCGGGCCCAUGGGCGAGAUCCCCUGUAGACGGAUGCGUAGCGGCAGUUACGUCAAAGCCAUGGCCGACCUUGAGGAUAGCGACGACUCUGACGGGAGUCCCAAACCCUCGCCGAAAAGCACUGCACGAAGGCAGAGCUACUUACGCGCAACACAGCAAUCACUAAGUGACCAGUUCCCCUCAAGAAACCGUCUGCUGGACUACUCGAUGCUGCAGGGGGAUCUGGAGGCUCUCUGGUCCCCCCUCCACAGCAUCAGCACCCUGCAGCAGAUCGGACGCUCUGUCAGCUGUCUUCCUUCUUUGCGAGAGUUCUCUGGCAAUCGCAGUCUGGAUAACCUGGACUGCAUCGGAGGCAGCCCUCCGUUCCCAAACUGGGAUGAUGACGACUUCAGUCAGGGCUGCAGCACGCUGGGACGCGGCAGCUGCAUCAGUCAGGUGCGAGACAUGGAGUUGAGCCAGCAUUAUAGAGAUGAGCUGGAGGACAUGCAUCCUCGCUCACGAUGCAGCGAUCCUCCUGACAUGCCCAUGCCCACAUGCUUCCGCUCCCGUAGCCAUAGUUACCUUCGUGCCAUUCAGGCAGGCUGUUCCCAAGACGACGACUCGGCGUCAAUGGAUUCUGAUUCACCGCCGCCCACGACCACAACGACUGUACGCACCUACAGCAACAGCACCGUCUCCACAUGUAUGACCUCCUGUAAGAGGGUGGCUCCGCCUCCUGUUCCCCCUCGAACCACCUCCAAACCCUUCAUCUCCGUCACCGUGCAGAGCAGCACAGAGUCUGCGCAGGACUGCUACCCCGACCACAACGACCGCAAGAGCGAGGUCAACAGCCAAUCAGGACGCAGCAACUCCUCCGACAGCCUCGACAGCCUGGCCAAAGGGUCACGACCCCAGCUUCCUGUAGCCCCGCCCCGUGAACCCCAGAUCCCGGCGGCCGUGGUCAUCUCUCCCAACCCGCUCCGAGAGUCCCAUCAUGAGCAGCUGAAGGGGGACGCGUGCGCGGCGGACGAACGCCCUGUAGACCCCGUCCCGAGACGGAAACUCUCCUCCAUUGGGAUUCAAGUCGACUGUCUUCAGGAAAUCCAGGCUAAAGUAGAGACGCCACCGCUAGCCAGAUUCCAGUCGAUCGGGGUUCAAGUGGAGGACGGCUGGACUUUCAGCCGCUCCAGUAGUAUGGCCUCUCGGCAAGAGACGGACUCAGACACACAAGAUCUCUCGCUCACAUCGCUGACGUUCCCGUCCAACUCCAAACACACCGAGAAGAAAGUCAUGGUCAACAGCGCCAGCCAAUCGGUGGACUCGCCUCCGCAGCUCUCCCUCGACAACGGUAACCAUGACAACGAUGUCGCUGUGACAACCAGCGGCCCCUCCCGACAGAUCCUGACCAAUCGCUCGACCACACAGAGCAGCUCCUCGUCCUUCUCCGAGAGUCUGGAUCCGGCCCUCGACCCGUCCUCGCUGCCGCCGCCCGAGCCCUGGCUGGAGGCGGGAACGGACGGGGAACGGGGGCCCCGCCCAGCCGCUGACGGGGUCCACAGGGGCCACGGCUGCCGGCGGGACGGUCACUGGUUCCUGAAGCUCCUGCAGGCCGAGACGGGCCGGAUGGAGGGCUGGUGCAGUCAGAUGGAGAAAGAGACCAGCGAGCACCAGCUCUCAGAGGAGGUUUUGGGGAAGGUCCGUAGCGCGGUGGGCUGCGCUCAGCUGCUCAUGUCUCAGAAGUUCCAGCAGUUCAGAGGCCUGUGUGAACAGAACUUGAAUGUGAACGCGAACCCGAGACCCACGGCUCAAGAUCUGGCCGGGUUUUGGGAUCUUCUUCAGCUCUCAAUCGAAGACAUCAGCCUCAAGUUUGACGAGCUUUAUCAUCUCAAAUCAAACGACUGGAAGCUGGAAGGAGACUCGCCGGAGAAGCAGGAGAACCAGAAACAGGCUCCUCCGGUGCCCAAGAAGCCUGGGAAGAGUAAAGCGGCCCUGGGCCGAGAGAAGAGCAACGACACGGUGGACAAACAGAGACAGGAGGCUCGCAAGCGGCUCAUGGCGGCCAAGAGAGCGCAGUCCGUCAAGCAGAACUCAACCACCGAGAGCACCGACAGCAUCGAGAUCUACGUCCCCGAGGCCCAGACGCGGCUCUGAGACGCACAGAGAACACGCUCAAGGGCUCCGGCGUCACACACACAAUACAACAAGCUGCUUUUGUCUUCUGACGGCGAUGUUUAAUAAGCGCAGGUGACGGAAACGACGCAGUGCAAACAGAACACUUUUUUUUGGACUGCCAAGGAAAACCUCACAACGAAUCUUAAUAGUUGCAAUUAAUAUUAUUAUUAUUGAUAUGAUAAUUAAAAUCGAACUGCUAUUGAUAAUGAUUAUUGUCCUAACUUCUAUCAGAUUGUUUUAAAUGUUCUAAUAUUUUGGAUAAGAACUGUAACUCGUCUGUCGCCCACCGCUCGCUGGAAUUCACGUCUUCCUGUUACACGCUUCUCUUUCUGUUCUUCCUUCAGUCAGUGAUGCUCCUCGUCUCUUAUUUACAGUCCGGAUUGAUGGAAGCGAUAGAAACGCUUUUCUCCAGCCUGCUGCUGGUGGAUAAACAGAUGCGGUGUGUUUCAGGUCAGGCAGGUGGCGCUCUUCCAUUUCCUGCGAAUUUGUUUUGAUGUUUACAAAUCAUGCGUUGUGGGAUAUCAAGCGUACCUCAGCCGUUUCUCCAUCUCAGGUCCUGAAGUCUCACGGUUGUCAGGUUUUCAGUCCCAGUGGUCCUUGUUUUUUCUGCUUUGCUUUGAGAAACCUGAUAUUUCAUCGAAUGAAGUGCCUGUGGAUCAUUAUUGUGGGCGAUGUUAUGACCCUUGUAGCAAUAUCAAAGAUUAUAAUAUCACGAUUUAAUCAGCGCUCCCUAAAACACGUAGUGUAGACGCUUUGUGGUCAGUCUGAUAAAACCUAAGGAAUGAGCUGAAUGUGAUUCUUCGCUCCAUUUUAUCAUUCUGCUUCUCUUUCAGGUCUGUACUUGGCGCUCUUCAUCAUUUCUCCCAUUCUUCUCCUGUUAGUUUAAAUAUAGUAUCAAAUAGGACUAGAUAAAGCAGACUUCUCUGUAACUGUUGAUCGGGGAUGUUGUAAACUCACAAAUUCAGUUUCACAAAUACAGUCCAUAAGAGAAUUACAAACUUGAUGUCCUGACUAAAAUGUGACUCGAUUUGGACUAUUAAUUUUUUUAUUUUUUAUCAAACAAGGUAAUUAGGUAAAGGUAGUUGGUAAAGCUGCUAAUUAAAAAAACUUACCUACAUAUUCUAAUAUUAAUGCAAUUUUGUUAAUUUCAUCCUUUGUGUAAUCUGACUUCUGAUUUGUCCAGUACAAACUUACUGUAUGUUUCAUAACUCUUUCCAUGCGCCACCAUUUAAAAAGUUUGGGGUUGGUAAGAUUUUUUUUAGGGUUUUGAAAUUCUCUGUUGCUCACUGAGGCCGCAUUUAUUUGAUCAAAAAUACAG